Electrophorus electricus (electric eel) is the source of this 2211-nucleotide messenger RNA. It is a transcript of the gene slc2a9l2, whose product is annotated as solute carrier family 2 member 9, like 2. Gene Ontology annotation, molecular function: D-glucose transmembrane transporter activity. Gene Ontology annotation, cellular component: plasma membrane. Gene Ontology annotation, biological process: dehydroascorbic acid transport. The record is from RefSeq and is a predicted model, not a curated record. NCBI's taxonomy places the organism in Eukaryota, Metazoa, Chordata, Actinopteri, Gymnotiformes, Gymnotidae.
CUCAGCUCCCCUCAAACCAGCAAAGCCGUGACGACAAAGUGCUUUUCCUGAUGUUCGUCAGGAAUCGAAACCAUGCACAUGCGUCGAUGUGUUGGGCUGCUGAGUUGCUGCUAUGGAGAAGAUUCAGAAAAGCCGAACAACGGACUGCAACGAGCUACAAGCUCCGCCUAAGCAGCAGCGCUUGACAAUCUGUCUGAUAAGUGCGGCAGUUUUUGGGGCUCUGGGGUCCUCCUUCGUAUAUGGCUACAACCUGUCUGUGGUCAACGCCCCUGCAAAGCAUAUAAAGGCGUUCUACAAUGUGACGUGGCUGGGUCGUUAUAAGGAACCUGCAAAAACAGAGACCCUCACUCUGCUCUGGUCCAUCACCGUUUCGAUAUUUGCCAUUGGUGGCCUGGUGGGGGCGUUCAUCACCUCUUUCCUUAUCAAAGUGCUAGGAAGAAAAGGCACUCUUCUGGCAAAUAACAGCCUGGCAAUCAUUUCUGCUCUCCUACUGGCUCUCGGGGAGAAGGCGGGGUCAUUUGAGAUGCUCAUUAUUGGUCGAUUCAUCAUCGGCGUGGAUUCAGGAGUGUCACUCAGUGUUCUGCCGAUGUAUUUGGGUGAGAUCUCUCCCUGUGAAAUGCGGGGUUCCAUUGGCCAGUUCAAUUCAGUCUUCAUCUGUCUAGGAGUCUUUUUCGGACAGCUGUUUGGCCUGCCGGAGAUAUUUGGACAUGAGGACAGAUGGACUUUCCUGUUUGGCUUCUUAGCAGUUCCAGCCAUUCUGCAGCUGUGUGUUUUGCCAUUUCUGCCAGAGAGCCCACGAUUCCUGCUCAUAGAGCGCAGAGAUGAGGCUCGAGCUGAAAAAGCUUUUCAGGCCUUCCUAGGAAAGAAGGAUGUCUCUGCUGAUCUGGAGGAAGUUCACGCCGAGAGUCGAGCACAGAACACUCUGCAGGUAGCCACACCUCUGGAGCUCUUUCAGAACAGAGCUGUCCGCUGGCAAAUCAUCACUAUCGUUGUCGUCAUGGCCUGCUACCAGCUGUGUGGGCUCAACGCGAUCUGGUACUACACCAAUGGAAUCUUUGAGGAAGCGGGUUUUCACAAGAGCACAAUUCCCUACAUCACCCUCAGCACUGGAGGAAUCGAGACGGUAGCUGCAGUCAUAUCGGGUCUGGUGAUUGAGCGAGUUGGACGGAAGCCAUUGUUGAUUUUCGGUUUCUGUGCAAUGGCCGUGUGUUUCACUCUCCUCACCAUCUUUUUGAAUUUCCAGGACACUUGUUCAUGGAUGCCAUACCUGAGUUUCAUCUCCAUAUUGGCUGUGAUUGCAUCAUUCUGCUCAGGGCCAGGUGGGAUUCCCUUCAUACUGACUGGGGAGCUGUUUGAACAGUCAUAUCGUCCUGCCGCAUUUAUGGUUGCCGGAGGUGUUAACUGGCUCGCAAACUUCGCUGUGGGCCUCUUCUUUCCUUUCAUACAGGAGUUCCUGCAGACUUACGCCUUCUUGGUCUUCGAUGCAGUGUGUGUCUUCGGAGCAGUCUAUCUCUACAUUGUCCUCCCAGAGACCAAAAACAAGACAUUUGUGGAGAUCAGUCAGAGUUUUGCAAAGAUGAAUAAAGUCUCCCAGGAGCCUGACAGAGAGAUGGAGGAGGAGCUAUCUGUUAAACCAGGAAAGUGUAACACUGGACCGGACUGUACUGCUGUUGAAAAUGACCGCAAAGAUUGUAACAGCAUUGCCAAAGAUGGAGUAGUAGAGAUGGAAAGCUCCUUCUGAUCCAUCUCAAGUGUUGUCUCAGUUGUCAGUUUCUGUAAGAUGUGUAUUUUUGCUCAGAUUACAACGUCACUUAGUAGUAAUGAGUUCAUGAUUUUUUUCAGUGAGAAAAUGAAGCACAUUAGAGAUUCAGAGAAUUACUGUGACAUUGGCAGCUACUUAGAGAUCAGAACAACCAAGCCAAAAAGAGUCUAGAACCCUUUACUCCUCUCCAAGAACCUGAAUUUGCAUCUAUGAUCUCACACUCAAUAUCUUCCUCCUGCUUACUAGAUUCACUGCCCACACAACUUCUUAAGGAAAUCCUACCUGGAGUGAUUGAACCUUUACUAAAUGUAAUAAACUCCUCCUUGAACAUAGGCUACGUACCUAAAUCUUUCAGAUUAGCAGUAAUACAUCCAACCACUUAUCAAAAAAUCUAACCUUGACCCAUGUUAGCUGUCAAACUACAGGCCAAUCUCAAACCUUCAUUUAUU